AUGCACUCAUAUUUAGAGGAAUUAAAGUAAAAAGAUGUCAUAGCUAAAUAAAUCAAUUUACUCAUUCAAUAACUUCAAUAACAUCAAUUAACCUAAUCUCUAGUUCCUAAAAGUCAUUAAGAUAUAGCAGAGUUUAUGGUACUUAAUAGACUGAGGAAUAUUGACACCUAUAUACAGUUAUGUGAAAUGACAGGAAAAUGUUUGGGAUAGGCCAGAUCAGAUAUUAAAGAAAAUGACAAUCAAUUAAAUGAUCAAUUUCACAUACAAUUAUUGUAAUUUGGACUACAAAGAAAGAAGUUAGAAAAGAAGACCUCUCGGAGAUAACAAAAAAUGCCCAUCAUUCACAUUAAUACUCCCAGUACUGAGUAAGAUUCUUGUAGUUUAUAUAAUAAAAAAUUAAAAAAGAAGGAUAAAUAUUUAAAAUUGCAAUAAGUCAUGGAUGAAGUACAAUCGAAAUAGUCCUUAUAAGAUAGAGUGAAAAUCGAAGAAUACUUUUAGAAUAAAAAAUUGUAGAAGUUAUUACAAAUAGAUGGAUGGAAGAUUAUCGAUUAAUCACCUUUAUAUGAACCAGUACCUGAUAGCUUAAUAAAGUAAUCAUUGCAUCAAUAUUAUUCAUAUUGUAAGGUAGUUCUUGAGGAGUUUGCAGAUAUUAUAGCUCUUAAGUCAUGA
This is a messenger RNA of Paramecium octaurelia, 669 nucleotides long. The record is from the annotation of a GenBank genome assembly. NCBI's taxonomy places the organism in Eukaryota, Ciliophora, Oligohymenophorea, Peniculida, Parameciidae.